AUUUGCAGUUUGCAAAUGGAUUACCAAGGGAGCAAUGUUACGGAUUUCCUUCAUGCCAAUGGACAUGUGAUGCUUGAAAGAGUGGAUAACAACUGUAAUCUAAGAUCUUUCACUCGAAAAGAGAUAGACGAUAUCACCAGUGGGUAUAGCACCGUGCUGGGAGAAGGGGGAUUUGGUAAGGUUUACAAAGGAAGAUUAGAUGGUCUUUGUCCAGUUGCAGUAAAGAUAUACAAGAAUGGAACCAAGAAAAAAGAGUUUGCCAAAGAGGUGAUAGUGCAUUCCCAGAUAAAUCACAAGAAUAUUGUCAGACUGUUUGGUUGCUGCAUAGAGGAAAAUGCUCUUGCAAUUGUUAUGGAGUUUGUACACAAUGGCAACCUCUACAACAUCCUUCACUGCAGCAAUGCUAAAUGUUCUGUACCCUUUCCUUUGGACAAACGUUUGGACAUCGCCAUUGAGUCAGCUGAAGUAUUAUCUUGCAUGCAUUCAAUGUAUAGUCCUGUUCUUCAUGGUGACAUCAAACCCGCUAACAUAUUGCUAGAUGUAAAUCUUCGGCCAAAGAUAUCUGAUUUUGGGAUAGCAAGAUUGCUUGCUGCUGAUGCGACUCAUCAUACCAGAUAUGUCGUUGGUUGCAUAGGUUACAUGGACCCUUUGUUCUGUCGGAGUGGGAUUCUAACUCCGAAGAGUGAUGUAUACAGUUUUGGAGUCGUUUUGCUGGAAAUCAUCACCAGAAAGAAAGCCGUGGACGGGGAUAUCAUCCUUGCUCAAAGUUUUGAUGAAGCCCUUAGAAAUGAGAAACAUGUGAGGCAAAUGUUUGACCAGGAAAUUGCGAAUGAUAAAAAGAACGUGAAAUUUCUUGAAGAUGUCACAAAACUAGCUGCUGAAUGCUUGAAAAUGGAGGACAAAAUGCGUCCAGAAAUGGCUGAAGUAGCGAACAAACUUAGGACAAUUAAAGAAGCUUACCACCAGUCCAAGGUCGGAAAUUCUACAGGUAAUAAGGAAUUUUUAUAAUCCUUUCUAAUUGGCAUGUCAAUUUUAAUAGUUCCUCUCUCCCUCAAUUAAAGAAACUUAGGAUUUCAUCCCCACUGCCACACCCUA
This is a messenger RNA of Aegilops tauschii subsp. strangulata, 1095 nucleotides long. RefSeq names its product wall-associated receptor kinase 1-like. NCBI's taxonomy places the organism in Eukaryota, Viridiplantae, Streptophyta, Magnoliopsida, Poales, Poaceae. Gene Ontology annotation, cellular component: plasma membrane. Gene Ontology annotation, molecular function: ATP binding; protein serine/threonine kinase activity. Gene Ontology annotation, biological process: cell surface receptor signaling pathway; protein phosphorylation. The record is from RefSeq and is a predicted model, not a curated record.